CUGAAGCCGGAGAGCUGAAGCAGUGGAGGCCGUCCAGAGAGGAGCCAUGGAGCCUGUCCUUGAGCUGGACCCUGGACCCCCUGAGGAACCUGAGGACACGUCUCUGGACGAGAGGCGGACCAGGAAGGGGAGAUCUGGUCUGAAGCUGUACGCCUGUGCCACUCUGACCAUAGCGCUGCUGUGUUUGCUACAAGCCACUCUCAACAUCUCCCUGCGCCUGCACUCAGCGACAUCUUGGACGAAGGGGCGAGAGCACUUAAUGGAUUCACUUGAUGAUUUGACACGACUGGGCUGGCUGUAUUUCGACCAGAGUCUCUACUUUAUUUCUACUACUAAGAAGAACUGGGAGGCCAGCAGAGACUUCUGUCUGAACAGAGGUGCAGACCUGCUGGUUAUCAACAGCAAAGAAGAGCAGGAAUUUGUCAGGAGAUUUCAGGAUGAUUCCUGGAUUGGACUGAGUGAUCGCGACACAGAGGGGACCUGGAAGUGGGUGGAUGGUACCAACUUGACUUCAACUGUCUGGCUGCCUGGUGAACCAAACGACUUCCAUGGAGCAGAAGACUGUGCUUUAGCUAAGAAAGGCGGUUGGAACGAUGAUACGUGUGCCAAGUUUUUCUCCUGGAUCUGCGAGAAGAAGGUCGUAGUUCUGGAUCAUCUGGAUGCUGAACUGAAGAAACAGGUGACGCACAAGGAGCAAGAUGAGGCCCCCCACAUCAUAAGCCCCCCCUCCACCAAGAACGUGUCCGUGGGCGACACAGCCCAAUUCUCCUGCCAUGCCAGGGGCCAGCCAGAGCCCACCAUCCAGUGGCUAUACAAAGGCUGGCCCCUGAAGAGGGGCAGGGAAGACCAAUCACAGCCUGCGGUCUUGGGGGACGGGGGGGAUCUCGUCGUCAAAGGUGUGUGGCCUGGUGUGUACACGGUGAGCUGCGUAGCGAACAACAGCGCUGGCACGGCCAAUCACACCACUAAGCUGCUUGUCUUUGGUAAGAUCGGGACCGUGCGCCACAAAAUUCGCUUAGAGGGUUAGUGAGGUAUGUUGAGCUCCAAGCCUGGGUUAGUUGUACCACGAAAGUCGAUCUCUUUUA
This is a messenger RNA of Gadus morhua (Atlantic cod), 1085 nucleotides long. Its product is annotated as CD209 antigen-like protein D. The transcript is spliced from 7 exons. Lineage: Eukaryota; Metazoa; Chordata; Actinopteri; Gadiformes; Gadidae. Bases 47 to 1027 code for a protein of 326 amino acids. The record is from RefSeq and is a predicted model, not a curated record.